UCGAUACGAGGUGGUAACGGGCACACAGCUGCGAAUUCGAGCACCAAAUUCGAAAACGCAUACACGCAGAUGUUUCAAAAUUUACUUUUCCGACUUUGGAGGCAGUUGAAUUUCUGAUGAGCUUAUAAAUGUCGUCCGAAGUAAUUUCUUCUUCAACAUGGGCAAGGAUUAUUCCACGGUUGUGUGGACAUACAAGUCCACUUUGUAAAGAUGCAACAGUGAUUGAUUUUAAAUGUGUCAGUGUUGAUAUGAGUUGUGUGUAAAGACACGGGACAUGUGAAGUUAAGUCUGCAUUGUUUACCUGCUUUUGCCGCUUCUUUGCAUAUAGAUAAAAUUUAUUUUAAUAUUUUGUAUAUUGUCGGUAACAAUAGUCUCCAUUUCAUCAACGGUGUCAUCAUGAAAUUCUUCCAAUUCAAGAUUUUACGGUGCUUCUUACUAGCUACUGCUCUUCUGACUUGCUUCUCUUCGGCCGAAGAUUUCAAAUGUCCCGAGCAAUUUGGGUACUACAGGGAUUUCAAAGAUUGCUCCAAAUAUUACGUUUGCGUCUUCGGAGAUGCUCUUCAUGAAAAAUGUACUGGCGGUCUGCAUUUUAGUCUGGAACUAGGAACAUGUGAUUGGCCAAGAAAUGCCAAUUGUCAACCAGGUGAAAAUACUCCAGAAGAAAAAGUUAUCGAAAUCGAGGAUGAAAUAUUCAGCUCCAGUCGCAGGACGUCGGCUACUGCCACAAGUGACAAUUCCCAGCCUCCACCUAAAUCUCAAACCUUUGACAAAGAGCCCGUUUCUAAUAUUCAGCAUUUUGGUAAUGGCAAUGAAGAAUCCAAAGAAAAUACAAGAAAUGUGGACAUUUUGAAUGACAAACAGAAAUCGAGAACACAGUUUUCGGAACAGGAUCAGCGUCAAGCGAAGCCUGCAACAACCGAACCUCCCCGUCAGCAACAAAACUCUCGAACAACUUUUGCUGAUCAAUCUGACAGUUUGGAAAAUUCCUCAGACGAUCCUUUGUAUGCUAGUGAUCAAAAUACAAAGAUACCACAGAAUUCAUAUGAUCGUACAUUGGUUAUUGAGGAAGCAGCUCCACCCUUGGUGGACUCUGAAGGAGGAAUUCACAUUGCAGAUGGUGGUCAUGGUUUAGAUGCUUUUGCAGGAUCAGCCCAUCUUCCAGGACUUGGCGAUUAUAGUGUCCUAGAUAAACCGAUCUAUAACGCCAAUACAGGGAGACAAGAACAUGACGAAGAUUAUAAACAACAAAGCCAAGACCAAUCCCACUCAACUAAGCCAAGAAAAUUAGAAAUUUAUCCGAAUAGCAAUGAUCAUUCUAAAGAUCUAGGCGUGGUAAUAGAUUUCUCCAAUGGAAAUGGUAAGGAGCAAAAAUUUGAUUUUGAAGACGGCAGAAAAAAUCUUGGUACUAUACCUCCAAUAAUAUUCGAUGAUAAUGCUGAUCACAAAGACUAUGGGGAUUUCGACAUCAUCACUCCUAUUCGUAAAAUACAAAAUCCAAAUUCCGCUUCUGGAAACAGCCAAGAAAUUUCGAAGAAUUCCGAUCCAUUGCUGGUGCCUGCUCGAAAUUUACCGGAGCUUGAAAAGAAAUUGAACAAAGAUCUGGAGGACUUGAAAAGAAAUACCGAAUUGUCUCUGAAAGCCAAUGUCGAUAACUUUCACUUCGAAAGUGACAGAAAUUUACGCAGACAAAACGCUACUGUACCUGAAAUUCAGUUUGAUGAUCAACCUUCAAAUAUUGGACGACUACCUCAAAAUAUAAGAUAUGAAUCAAAUAUAGAAACUCGUGGAACUGGUGCUGCGGACUCGACUAGAGAUGAUUCUCAAAAUAGAAAUAUCUUGGAUUCUAGUAUUGCCGGAACAAAUAACGGUAAAAGUAAAGAUCCAGAUGUAGAGUUUUCACUUCGUGAACCCGCCCCUCGACCAAAAGUUGCGGAUAUUGAUAUCGAUUAUACAAAAUUAGUUCAUGAGCCUAGCAGAAAUAAUGCCCCUAAGAACACAAAAUUAUCUGAACAAACUAGUCGAACUACUGAUAAUAUUAGAAAACAAGAUCAAAGUGUUGCAGGUCAUCCUAGUGCCAAAGAUUCUAUCAGUAACCCAUCUGAACCAAACAGAAAUGAAGGGUCUCAAUUGACAUUUCCUGGCCAGCCAAUUGAUUUUGAAACUUACCCUAAUAUUCAACGGCAACCCAAAAAGAUUGACAAAAUUCCUGAUGUUAUUGAAUUACCUAGUAUCACAGACAUUCAGAAAGAAAGUGUUGUUCCUCAAAGACAUCCAAAUUUGCCUAAUCGCCAGCCUCCGAAAAUUGAUGAUGCUUCAAAAAAAGAAGAUUCAUUAUCUGAAAGUUACGAUAUAGAUUCUGUUUAUGAUGAUUUCCAUAAAUUAAAACACGAUUACACAGAUUACUAUACAGAAGAACAACCAGAAGUGACAACUAGACCCACUACAGUAAUACGAACUCGGCCGACCAGACCACGCAAGUCUACCACAACUACUACCACAACAACGACAACUACAACACCAGCUCCUAUUAAAAUAAGAACCAGGACUCCUUUAUCACAAGUUCCAAAGCCAACAAAACCUGCUGUUACUAGUAAUAAAGUUCUAGAAGGUCCGCCAACACGUCCCCCAAAUCAAUAUCCAACACCUGAACCAUAUACUCAGGCCCAAAAGUGUGAUCCUAGAAAGUGUCGGCUACCAGAUUGUCGCUGUGGAGGUACAGACAUACCAGGUGGACUUGGUAUCAACGAGACUCCACAGCUGGUUCUUCUGACAUUUGAUGAUGCUGUAAACGACCUCAAUAACGACCUCUACGAUGAACUAUUUUACACUGGUCGAGCAAAUCCUAAUGGCUGUCCCAUUUUAGGAACUUUCUAUGUUUCACAUGAAUGGACUGAUUAUGGCCAAGUGCAAAGCUUGUAUUCACAGGGUCACGAAAUAGCUUCACAUUCCAUCACUCAUAGUUACGGCGAAAAAUUCUCCAAGAAUCAGUGGAUGCGUGAAAUUCACGGACAGAGAGAGAUUCUGCACCUGUACGGAGGAGUCAAAAUGGAAGACAUCCGAGGUAUGCGAGCACCUUUUCUUCAAAUUGGCGGUAACAAAAUGUUCGAAAUGUUGUACGACGCCAAUUUCACCUACGAUUCCUCCAUGCCGGUGUACGAGAACAACCCUCCCUUCUGGCCCUACACACUGGAUUAUGCCUUGAGUCAUGAAUGUAUGAUAUUCCCCUGCCCAACUAAGUCUUAUCCUGGGCUGUGGGAAGUAGGCAUGGUAAUGUGGGUGGACCUUAGGGGAGGACGCUGCUCCAUGGGUGAUGCCUGUUCCAAUCCUCAAGAUGAAGAAGCAGUCACCAAGAUGCUUAUGAAAAAUUUCAAUCGUCAUUACAAAACCAAUAGGGCACCAUUUGGUCUUUUCUACCAUUCUGCUUGGUUCAAUACUCAGCAUCACAGGCGUGGUUUCAUGAAAUUUUUGGAUGAAAUUUUAAAGAAAGAUGACGUCUGGUUGGUCACCAAUUGGCAACUAAUACAAUGGAUGAGAGAUCCUAAACCUAACAGCCAACUGAAGAAUUUUGAACCAUUUGGUUGUCGGCGGCGAGAUAGGCCUCCACCCUGUCCGUCGCCAACCGUGUGCAAUGUGUGGUAUCAAGGUGGCGUCAGGUACAUGAAGACUUGCCAACCAUGUCCCGCCAAAUAUCCGUGGGUAGGAAGCACGGGAUACGACAGCAAUAAUCGUGGAUGAAGAACCCAUGUGAUCUCUAGUGUUUUUAAUUUAAUUGAUUUUUACUACAAAAAAACUUGAAUAUGUGAGAUUUAACUGUUAUUUAAUUCCCUCUUUGUAUUGUUCCUUCGAACUUUAUUGGACUAUAAGUUCCAAAUCUUUGGAAAAUCUUCCAUUCCGCUCACAGGAAGUGAGCUUUUAUUGCCAUAACUAUCCAUAAACCAAUGUGUGCCUUGCUAUCAUUUUAAUAUGUUGACAUUUUGGUACGCGUGUCAAACCUGUCAUUCAGCUCUCGGGUACUAUUUUCAAGCUUAACUGCUGUGCAUUUUCUGGGAUAAAAAACGAACUAUUUUCUUUGUACUUUUUCAACUUAUGUGUGAUACUGUCUCUCUCCCCUACCCUGGGAAAGAAAUGUUAAUGCAACAGAGCAUCUAUAAGAAAAUUUGAAAAAACACAUUGGACAUGUUCAAAAAUACCCAACAUGCAAUUCCUUGUCUUUCUGAAGCCAAUUACGAGUUGCCAAAAUGCUCCAAUGCGUAUUUCCCUCUAGGGAAUAUUUGCUUUUUAAAUGGGUUAUGGGAUUUAAGGUUUUAAUUCUUAAUUUUAAAUUUCUUGCUGUUCUUUUCUAUUAGCCAGCAAAGCAAUUUAGUGAAUUGCACUAUUUUUUCUGCAUAAGUAUUAAAGAAAGCUUCAUUUUUUAUAUAUAAAGUAUGAAAUUUUUAUUAUAAUACUGAAAGGUAUAGUAAAGUGAAUCAAAUCUAAAAUAGGUUAUUUUAAUUUUAUUUGGCUUUAUUUAAAUUUGCAUUUAAUGCUACAGAUCGUGCAUGUGCCAAACUAAUCGUCCUUUCAAGUUAAAGGCAAACCGCUUAAGUUUCUUUUAUGCAUUAAACAAAUUUUUAUGCAUUUUUUAAAUUCUUAAAGAAUAAAUUGUAAAUUACAAAACAUGUAAAUAUUUUUAAAUGCUUUCACUUGAUGCAUUUUUUUACUUUUUAUCUAACGCAAGAACUGCAUCACUUAAUGUUGAACAGAAGCCAGCGUUAUCAUAUUGCACUUAAGUAACAUUUAAGACUUCAUGUCUCUUAAUUUAACAUUUUAACAUGAGCUUCUGAGAACAUUUUUUGGUGCAGUUUUUCCUGUCCUCGUGGUAUAGGUGGGGUUAUGAAUUCGGGACUGUUUUGAUGUUCAUAAUUGUAAUUUGUCUUGUGAACUUUGGAUUGUACUUAUGUGAAUAAAAAUGUGUAAUUCUA
Molecule: messenger RNA, 4961 nt
Organism: Argiope bruennichi
Lineage: Eukaryota; Metazoa; Arthropoda; Arachnida; Araneae; Araneidae
Exons: 5
Coding region: 397-3735 (1112 amino acids)
Biological process (GO): carbohydrate metabolic process
Cellular component (GO): extracellular region
Molecular function (GO): hydrolase activity, acting on carbon-nitrogen (but not peptide) bonds; chitin binding
Source: RefSeq, a predicted model, not a curated record